AUGAGACCUGUCAGUGACACUAUAGAUGAGAGGCUGAGGCCUGUCAGUGACCCUAUAGAUGAGAGGCUGAGACCUGUCAGUGACCCUAUAGAUAAGAGGGUGAGACCUGUCAGUGACCCUAUAGAUGAGAGGCUGAGACCUGUCAGUGACCCUAUAGAUGCGAGGCUGAGACCUGUCCGUGACCCUAUAGAUGAGAGGCUAAGGCCUGUCAGUGACCCUAUAGAUGAGAGGUUGAGACCUGUCAGUGACCCUAUAGAUGAGAGGCUGAGGCCUGUCAGUGACCCUAUAGAUGAGAGGCUGAGACCUGUCAGUGACCCUAUAGAUAAGAGGGUGAGACCUGUCAGUGACCCUAUAGAUGAGAGGCUGAAACCUGUCAGUGACCCUAUAGAUGCGAGGCUGAGACCUGUCCGUGACCCUAUAGAUGAGAGGCUAAGGCCUGUCAGUGACCCUAUAGAUGAGAGGCUGGGACCUGUCAGUGACCCUAUAGAUGAGAUGCUAAAACCUGUCAGUGACCCUAUAGAUGAGAGGCUGAAACCUGUCAGUGACUCUAUAGAUGAGAGGCUGAGACCUGUCAGUGACCCUAUAGAUGAGAGGCUGAGGCCUGUCAGUGACCCUAUAGAUGAGAGGAUGAGUACACUUAUAGAUUAG
This is a messenger RNA of Salmo salar (Atlantic salmon), 648 nucleotides long. NCBI's taxonomy places the organism in Eukaryota, Metazoa, Chordata, Actinopteri, Salmoniformes, Salmonidae. The record is from RefSeq and is a predicted model, not a curated record.